This is a messenger RNA of Caenorhabditis elegans, 1671 nucleotides long. RefSeq names its product G-protein coupled receptors family 1 profile domain-containing protein (gene npr-10). Gene Ontology annotation, biological process: signal transduction; G protein-coupled receptor signaling pathway. Gene Ontology annotation, molecular function: G protein-coupled receptor activity; neuropeptide Y receptor activity. Gene Ontology annotation, cellular component: membrane. The transcript has 9 exons. Bases 87 to 1184 code for a protein of 365 amino acids. NCBI's taxonomy places the organism in Eukaryota, Metazoa, Nematoda, Chromadorea, Rhabditida, Rhabditidae. The record is from RefSeq and is marked reviewed.
GAGCGGAAAUGAAUCACACUUCUAGUGAAAACUUCACAACGGACACUACAGAAGCAUUGCUCAACGAUACAUACGUCGAUCAAACAAUGAGUUCUUCGAAUCACUGCAUCGACAUCCGUGCAUACUUGUGGCAGACAAAGCAUGACCUGACGCUCCACCCGAUUCCCAUCGCGAUUCUUGCAACCAUCUACACUAUAAUUGUCGUAGUUGGCGUAACCGGCAAUUUGUUAGUAGUGAUGUCGGUGAUGAGGUUCAAAGUUCUUCAAUCAGUCAGGAACAUGUUCAUCGUAUCUUUGUCAGUUUCUGACAUUUUUGUGGCGAUUGUUAGUGGUUCAGUAACGCCGAUAACCGCAUUCUCUAAAGUUUGGUUAUUUGGUGGACCAUUGUGUCAUUUACUACCUUUGUUACAGGGUACCGCGUUGAGUUUUUCCACGUUAACGCUCACCGCAAUUGCAAUUGACAGAUAUAUUCUCAUCUGUCAUCCGACGAAAGAACCGAUACGCAAAGAUCAAGCAUUGAAAAUGAUAAGUUUCAACAGCGCCAUCUCAGUUGGGCUUUCGGUACCAUUAUUCAUGAAACAGGAACUUAUGCAAUUCCGAAACUAUUGCGGAGAAUAUUGCUCAGAAAACUGGGGACCAGAUGCUUAUUUGAGAAGCGUUUAUGGAACAGUGGUGUUCAUUAUUCAAUUCGUGUUUCCAUUGAUCACCAUCACAUUUUGCUAUGCAUCUAUUUCUAUCAAACUACGACGUGGUGUCUUUGUGAGAGGAAGCCAAAAAGAGCUGAUGUCUGAGGCACGUCGUCAAUUGACGCAACGUCGACUUCGCACAAAUCGGAUGCUUAUUAUCAUGACAGUCACAUUCGCUCUCUCAUGGCUGCCAUCUGUUGGCUUCAACUUUCUCCGGGAUUACUCAGCGCUUCCCGGCAUUAUUGAUUCACAAGAUUACCUAUUCGGAAUUAUUUUCCAUUGCAUUUCAAUGACAUCGGUGAUUGUGAAUCCCUUCCUUUACGGUUACUGUAAUGAACACUUUCGUGCUGCAUUUGCGGCUCUUCUUGACACGGUGAAGGCAGCUUGUGGAAUGAGACGAGUGAGUCCGGGCAAUCCAGCGUGCUCCCAGCUACUCAGUACUCACUUUGAAAGCACCACAAGACGAUCCGUGACUACCACGAUUCCAAGUUCAAUUUAAUCGGGAAAAACUUAUAAAAUGUGCCGAGUUUCUAAUAUUUCUGAUUUUACUUGUACAUCGAACAAAUAUGUUUGUUAAGCUCUAAGCUACAGUAGUAUGUGAUUUCUAGAAUAGCCGUAUUCUCUAUUGAUAUACUUUAAAGUCACAUUUAAAAUAUUGAAGUAAAGUGUACAUCAUAGAGAACACUGAAAAUUACGUGUUUUUCAUAAUUCUCUUUUUUUAUUGCUUUUCUAUGUCCCAAUCUAGAUUACGGAAUUUUGAUACUGCUUUAUGUGUAAUUGUGAUUGCUUUAGAACAACAACUUACAUGGUAACUUAUAAUAUUGAAUCAAAAAGAACAAAUUUCGUGCAAGAAACGCAAAAAAGAAAAGCGUUCAUAAUGUGUGAGUGCUGGGCAUUUGUGUAACUCAUCGUCGUUUUUGUCCAGUACUUUAUAUAUAUAUAUAUAUAUUGUCAUUGAAAUAAAUAAACUCUUGAAGCAAAUUUGA